Messenger RNA from Microbotryum saponariae, 2055 nucleotides. The record is from the annotation of a GenBank genome assembly. NCBI's taxonomy places the organism in Eukaryota, Fungi, Basidiomycota, Microbotryomycetes, Microbotryales, Microbotryaceae.
AUGGACUCAGCAGCGAACUCGUACUCGAGGGGGCCUUCCAACUCGUAUACCGCUCGCCAAGCCGACUACCUACAAGAAGAGUAUCGUCCCAGCCUUCUACUCGACUUGUCGCGCGACACCCUAUCUCAUCCCUCCGCGUUCGCCGCAGCCCACCCCUCUCGGCUCGACGCGCAGCCCCCCGCUGGGCCGCACGCUGUGCCGUCUUCGUCGAACUCGAUGCGCUCGCCGAUAUUGGAGCCCCAUCCGCCCCUAUCGCACUAUGCGCCUCGAUCCGCGGUCGAAGCGACUUUCGACCACAGGUUGCGCACUCUGUCGGCUCCUCUCACUUCGAAUGCUCAACCACAGUGGUCGCAUGGCGCGCAAGUUGAUCUCCCAGGAGGAGACGACCAGCUCGGCGCCGGGUCGACGUCGAACUACAAGGGCCCCACAGCACACUGGUCUCCCGGCACCUCUCCGAUGGCCAUAACUCAUAGGAGACUCCUCAGCGCCUCUAUGAUCAUGGACUCGUCUCCUCCUUCGUUUCACGCGAUGCCGAUAGGGGCCGGGGCGGCCAACGUCGCAACCGGUUAUCAACCUCAGACCACUCAUCACAUUGAGCAAGCCCAGUCUACUGGCCCCGCCCACCAGGCACCGUCAGCGAGAUCGUCUGCGUAUCAAAUUUACUCCAAUUUGACCUCGCUACCUCCACACGUCGCCUCGUACAGUGCCGUGAGUGGCAACCCGCUCUCCACGCUCUACCCCGAGCUCGACCCUGGCGAAGGGCACCGGCCUUCUUCCCUUAGCUACCCCCCCACGGGGUGCGGCGGCUUCACCUUACCGAGCAACGCGAUUGAAAGCACUCGGUCAAAUCGUUGGCAUCCGAGAUCGUCCCGUAUUCCUUCCACUGCGAGGCACUCACCAACGCCCCCACUCCCGCCGCAUGCGCAAGCCAGCUACACGUUCCCCGCCGACCCGACCGCCGGCGCGUCGAACGCGAUCCCAAUGUCGCUUCAUUACUCGCUCCAACCGUCCGAGUAUCACUCUGAAUCUUUCGCUUCCGAAUCGAAUGGUCGGGGCGGUCAAAGUGUAUCCACGCAAGGGCGACCGCCGCCGCCCACUUCGAACUCGUCGUCAACCUCACACGGCGAUGAGCCCUCGCUAGGGGUCUCGCGCGACGCGUACAAGGGUACCCGUGCUGCACGCGAGACCGCCUCGGGGCAGACCGCAUUCCACCCUGCCCCUCUUCAAGGCGUUUUCAUCAAGCGUUCGCCCUCGUGGAGUACGUCGGACCACUCGGACGAGGAAACUUCGGUCGGCGAGGACGGCGUCAAGAAACGUCGUCGCCGUCGGCGUGCGAAUGAACCGCCGAGGGACGCCGCCACGCGCCGUUUCCCGUGCCCUCAGUGCGGCAAGAUGUUUGCCAGGUACGUUGCGCUCCAGCCACGUGGAGUCAUUACGAGAUGAAUUACAAUUGACUAAAUCGAAUAUUAUUUGUGUUUGGUCACGCUCAUCACAGGCCUUCUGCGCUUAGCACUCAUGAGGUACGUUCCCCCUUCCCUUGCCAGCGUUCGUGCCGGUGACCGGCGUGCUCAGACUACGCGCGCGCUCAUUCUCCGUCCUCUACUAGCGCUCACAUUCGAAAGAAAAGCCGCACCUCUGUCCCAACCCGAAGUGUCAGCGUCCGUUUGCUGUACCUUCCAACCUACGUCGGUAUGUCUGCCUUAGAUUUGCAUUCGAUGUAGUGACUUUCCUCAGGAGACUGACACUUCCACCCUUUCCCCCCCCCCCCCCCCCCUAUCCCACCCCAUUUCUAGGCACCAAAAAGUCUAUGUGAGUGCAGGCACCACUCGUUCGGAAACGAGCCACAUCUAACCACGUUUCAUUCUCUUACAACAGAACCACUUUGGUCCCGAAGGCGAGGACGGCAAGUCGAGCAGCAUCAGCAGCGUCAAAUCCCACUCGCGCGCCGCAUGGCAAGAAGACGACGACGAUGAGCUCGAUCACGCCCAGGACGAUUCGGACGAGGUCAUUCGUCAAUCGCCGUCGCGCACUCGGCGACGCACCGAGCUGUCCUGA